AGCCGAGGGGCUCCCAGACCAAUAUGCCGAUGGAGAAGCAGCCCGGGUCUGGCAGCUGUAUAUAGGUGACACCCGAAGCCGUACAACUGAGUACAAGGCCUGGCUCCUGGGGCUGCUGCAUCAACACGGCUGCCAACAUGUGCUCGACGUGGCUUGUGGCACUGGUCCCCAGUUCCUCCUUUGACCCUCAGCCCCCAUUCCAAACAUGUCAUUUCCAUCCCCACUCUUCCUAAACCCUUCGUGUCUCCACCAUUCCUCUCUACCCUUUUCCCUCUCCCUCUAACCUUGCCCCUUCUAAUCCAUCUUGUCCUCAUUCUCCCCAUCUUCUCUGGCCUAUAUUGCCUUCCCUUUCCCCCUCCCCCCAUCCUGUCAUUGCCUGCUGGACCUGGCACAGGGUGGACUCCAUCAUGCUAGUAGAAGAGGGCUUCAAAGUGACUAGUGUGGAUGCCAGUGACAAGAUGCUCAAGUAUGCCCUGAAAGAGCGAUGGAACCGUCGUCAUGAGGAAGCCUUUGACAAGUGGGUCAUUGAAGAGGCCAACUGGCUGACGCUGAAAAAGGAUGUGCCCCUGCCAGCAGCAGGGGGCUUUGAUGCUGUCAUCUGCCUAGGGAAUAGUUUUGCCCACUUGCCAGACUGCAAAGGUGACCAGAGCGAGCAUAAAUUGGCCUUGAAGAACAUUGCAGGUAUGGUGCGGCCUGGAGGCUUACUUGUUAUUGAUCACCGAAACUAUGACCACAUACUCAGCACGGGCUGUGCCCCACCUGGCAAGAACAUCUACUACAAGAGUGACCUCACGAAGGACAUCACUACAUCAGUGCUGACUGUGAACAACAAGGCUCACAUGGUAACCCUGGAUUAUACUGUCCGAGUACCUGGUGUUGGGCAGGACGGCAGCUCUGGCUUAAGUAAGUUCCGUCUCUCGUACUAUCCUCACUGCCUGACGCCCUUCACGGAGCUUCUCCAGGAAGCCUUCCAGGGGCAGUGCCAGCACAGUGUCCUUGGAGACUUCAAACCUUACAAGCCUGGCCAAUCCUCUGCACCCUGCUACUUUAUCCACGUGCUGAAGAAGACUGGCUGAACCACCACCAAAAACCUUCAUAAACCCACCAGAGUCCUUCUAAUAAAUAAGAUCAACCUACAAGGGAAAGUCUGGAGUGGAGGCACAUGGAGUCCCGAGGGGAGGAUGUGCCUUGGGCCUCACUUUUGGUUUGGGGCCAAAUAAUACAGAAUUAGUGCCCUUUCUGUUUC
Messenger RNA from Trichosurus vulpecula (common brushtail), 1246 nucleotides. Its product is annotated as glycine N-methyltransferase. Gene Ontology annotation, cellular component: cytosol. Lineage: Eukaryota; Metazoa; Chordata; Mammalia; Diprotodontia; Phalangeridae. Gene Ontology annotation, molecular function: glycine binding; identical protein binding; glycine N-methyltransferase activity. Bases 408 to 1076 code for a protein of 222 amino acids. The record is from RefSeq and is a predicted model, not a curated record. Gene Ontology annotation, biological process: one-carbon metabolic process; S-adenosylmethionine metabolic process; protein homotetramerization. The transcript is spliced from 6 exons.